This is a messenger RNA of Adelges cooleyi (spruce gall adelgid), 773 nucleotides long. RefSeq lists its product as uncharacterized. The transcript has 3 exons. Lineage: Eukaryota; Metazoa; Arthropoda; Insecta; Hemiptera; Adelgidae. The coding region runs from base 161 to 508 and encodes 115 amino acids. The record is from RefSeq and is a predicted model, not a curated record.
AUAGUAUCCAGUAUCCUUAAUUUGUGAAUAUGAAUAUUAUAUCAAUAGUUAUAGGCCACCCCCCAAUAAUCAAGUCCACCUAAGAACCCAAAUGAAUAAGUUGGGUUGAAAACCCCGGUCUGAAUGUUAUUACUACGUUGUAUUUCAUUGGUAAACGAUAAUGUCGAUUGAUGUUUAUCCUAUGAUAUUCAGUUGUAAUCUUACGAAAGAGGAAACGGAAAAUACUUUAGGGAGGAAUAACAUCGAACCUCACGGGGUCGUCCACGAAAACCAAGUCAAACAGCUAUUCGACGACUUGUUAACGAAACCCAGCCCGUCAGAAGUGUAUGUUGGAGCGAACAAAACCACCGUAGACACCGAUAAGAUAGUCCAACGAAUGGGUUCGUUAGAAAAACAGCUGGACAAAGCAAUCGAAAACAUCACUGUCGUCAUAUCGCGUUUAUACUUGUUGCGUAGCGUUUUGCGAACAGACUCUUCUUCGAAAUAUCAAGAUAAUCGUUCAACCUGAUGAAAUCAUUGAAUGAACAUUGUGUUUAACCGUUUGUUCAGCAAACGUUUCUUGUUUAAUUAUUGUUUUCUUUGCUGGUCCUUUAUUCGACAAAUUUAUCAACUAUAUUGACAUUUAUUAGUAUAAUAUUUAGUAUGCAACGAUAACAAUAAACACCUGCGAUGAAUAGAAAAACGUUUUAUGAAAAGCCAAUAAACACUCAAACUUCUAACUAUCGAAUGCUCGUUUUACAAAUUAUUACUCUAUGUAAAUCAGGAUUUAUUUU